ACCCGGCCCGACUGGCAGCACUGGUUGGCAGACGCUCUCUGAAUCUCCUUCCUUUCCGGUGCACUCUACGAGGGUGACUGUAUCUUGUUUAGUUUAGCUGCUUUUAAAAAUCUUUCUCCAUCCUUCAAAAUGAAGAUUUAUAAGGAUAUAUUCACCGGUGACGAAAUGUUUUCUGAUACCUACAAAGUUAAACUCGUGGAUGACGUUAUUUAUGAAGUGUAUGGCAGAUUAGUGUCCCGUAAAUUGGGUGAUGUUGAAAUAGCUGGAUUCAAUCCAUCGGCAGAGGAGGCUGAUGAAGGCACAAACGAAGUAGUAGAGAGCGGCGUCGAUGUAGUAUUGAAUCAUCGACUACAAGAGACGUUUGCUUUUGGAGACAAAAAAUCCUAUACAUUAUAUCUGAAGGAUUAUAUGAAAAAGUUAGUAGCCAGGUUGGAAGAAAAGUCGCCAGAUCAAGUUGAAAUAUUCAAAACAAACAUGAACAAAGUUAUGAAAGAUAUCUUGAGCCGUUUUAAGGAAUUACAAUUUUUUACCGGAGUCUCCAUGGAUAUCGACGGAAUUGUAGGUCUCAUGGAGUACCGUGAGAUCGACGGCAAUUCCGUGCCUGUACUAAUGUUCUUCAAGCAUGGUCUUGAAGAAGAGAAGUUCUAAAUAAUUUUUAGAUAAUCGAAAAAUUAUGGAUGAAUUUUAUAAAACUGGAUUCAAGACUGCACACAUGCUGCAAAGCUGUGAAAUUUAGUUCAAAAUACGAAGCAAACAGUUCUACUUCCGCCUUCAGUUUAUGACAGAUUAAAUAAAUUCUCCGAUAACAACAGCUCAAUGAACAAUUGUUAUAUUCUAUUGUUGAUUACUGAAUAUUAACACAAUAAUUGUAAACGUUACAUCAUGUGUAGGUAUGUCAAGUGCAAUAUGCAAGUUCUUCCAUUUUUUCGAUAUAAAUAAUGUUUAAUAUAACAAAAAAAAAACCAUUAUUUUAAUUUGUGUCUUAUUAUAUUAAACAAUAUUUAUAUCGAAAAAAUGAAAGAUGGGGAAAGCACUUGAUGGACCUACAUCUGUGAUGUAACAUUUACAUUACGUUUUAUUGUAUUAAUAUGAGCAAUGUCAGUAAUCAACAGUUUCUGAAACAUAUUCAAUAUAUGUUCGUCAUAAAUAAAAAUUUUUCCAUAAUU
Messenger RNA from Linepithema humile (Argentine ant), 1166 nucleotides. RefSeq names its product translationally controlled tumor protein (gene Tctp). Gene Ontology annotation, molecular function: calcium ion binding. Lineage: Eukaryota; Metazoa; Arthropoda; Insecta; Hymenoptera; Formicidae. The record is from RefSeq and is a predicted model, not a curated record. Gene Ontology annotation, cellular component: cytoplasm.